GGCCAGUUUCGUUUCGAAGCGGACUGUGUGCGUGAGGUGCCAGAAAUGCAACGUCGUCACGUGUACGGUGGUGGCCAGUUGUAUAAUCAAUUACUGUUUGCCUAUACCCCAUCCGCUUGUGAUCCACCGUUAUUGCUCAAUCGAGCCCCGAAAGGAUUGGAUUUGUUCGUGCACAGCGCUCAUGCUUUGAUGAAUGAAGUGCGUUCCACACACACACACACACACACACACACACACGUGUAA
This is a messenger RNA of Echinostoma caproni, 243 nucleotides long. NCBI's taxonomy places the organism in Eukaryota, Metazoa, Platyhelminthes, Trematoda, Plagiorchiida, Echinostomatidae. The record is from the annotation of a GenBank genome assembly.